GAGACUAGGAAUGCAGUUAGUGAUCAAUAAUUCCAUGUGGUUCUUAUUAGGGUGUGGUAUCUGCUUGUCACUGCAACUGCACUUGCACUAUAAUUAUAUAGAUAGUUCUUGAGCAACAGACUCGAACUCAGAUUCAAAGAAACGAACACUGAAAGGAUGUCAGCCCCACCACCUUACGCGACUGACCAACCUCCUCAACAGGGAUACCCUCCUCCCCAGCAGGGCUACCCCGCACAACCAGCGGCAGCGUACCCCCCACAACAACAACCGGGAUAUCCCCCGCAGCAACAAGCAGCAUAUCCCCCGCAGCAGCAGGGGUAUGCUGAGCAACCUCCACCAGUGCAGCAACAGACUAUAAAUACUACUGUGGUGACAACACAGCCGCAGGUGGUGUCUCAGCCCCACUUUGGAGCCUAUCCCGUUGUGGUCACGCUGGCCAAUGGACAGCAGGUUCAGACACGACUGUCCUACAGGAGCGGUGUAAUGACUUGGCUGGUGUGUGCUGGUAUCUUCCUUGUACUGUGUUUUUUCACUGGAUUCCUUGGUGUCAUUGGAAUUGUGGCUUUCUGCAUUGAUGAUCUGAAGGAUGUCUACCAUCUUGACCCAGCAGGAAACGUUGUUGGCGUGUACAAGCGUAUAUGACCCCCAAGAACCCUGAACUAUGAAAUGUGACAGAAAAAUUAUUAUACAUGUAGUUAAAACUGACUCCUGCCAUUUAUACAAAUGUAAUAUAAUUUUAUUGUAAUGUUGACAUAAUUAUGGUUCAUAUAAAGAGUUUUUUGAAUUUUG
This is a messenger RNA of Halichondria panicea, 789 nucleotides long. RefSeq names its product cell death-inducing p53-target protein 1 homolog. The record is from RefSeq and is a predicted model, not a curated record. Lineage: Eukaryota; Metazoa; Porifera; Demospongiae; Suberitida; Halichondriidae. Bases 157 to 642 code for a protein of 161 amino acids. The transcript is spliced from 5 exons. Gene Ontology annotation, molecular function: zinc ion binding.